CAGCAGUGCACUUCCUGUAGGCGGCGAGAAAGUCUAGUCAUGAUGGUUUGUGUUUUCAUACGGCGUGUUUUGACUGUAGUGUAGGUGUUGUAUAGGUAUUUCUCUUGCUGUAGUGCACUUAUCUUCAUGUAGGGUCUCGGCUGUGUCUUAUAAUCUGAUCGUCUGUGUUGUCGUGCUGAAAUGAGUGAUGUUGUGGAGAAAACUCUCACUGCUCUGCCGGGUUUAUUUGAUUCUCAAACUGGAGCUGCAAAAAUCACCAACAGAUUAAAACAGCUAAUCAAGAGCAUCACAGAGCUGACAUCUAAACAUGAGGAGGAGAACCUCAUGAAACAGGAGCUGUCAGCCAUGAAAGAGCAGGUGUCGUCUCCUAACACCACCAUGAAGCAGAUGAGAGAGGUCAUGGUGCGAGCCAUGUACUGUGAGAUGCUGGGCUACGACGCCUCCUUCACCUACAUUCACGCCAUCAAACUGGCCCAGCAGGGCAGCGUCCUGGAGAAGAGAGUGGGGUACCUCGCAGUGUCUCUUUUCCUCAGCGAGGGCCAUGAAUUGCUGUUGCUGCUGGUAAACACGGUCUUAAAGGAUCUUCAGAGCACUAACCUCAUUGAAGCGUGCAUGGCGUUGACUGUUGUAGCUCAGGUGUUCCCCAAAGACAUGAUACCUGCUGUCCUUCCUCUGGUAGAAGACAAGCUGUCACAUCCAAAGGAGAUCAUUCGGAGGAAAGCCGUCCUGGCGUUGUAUAAGUUUUAUCUCAUCGCUCCGAAUCAAGUCCAGCACAUUCACGCCAAGUUCCGUAAGGCCCUGUGCGACAAAGAUCCGGGCGUCAUGACAUCAUCACUGCACAUUUACCUACAGCUGAUCAGGGAGAGUCCAGACGGCUAUAAAGAUCUGACAGGCAGUUUCGUCGCCAUCCUGAAGCAGGUGGUGGGUGGGAAACUCCCAAUGGAUUUUAACUACCACAAUGUUCCUGCUCCAUGGCUGCAGAUCCAGCUGCUCAGGAUCCUCUCGCUGCUCGGAAGAGAGGACCAAAGCACCAGUGAGCUGAUGUAUGAGGUUCUGGAUGAGUCUCUGCGCAGAGCGGAAAUGAACCACAACAUCACUUACGCAAUCCUGUAUGAGUGCGUGAAGGCUGUCUACACCAUACACCCCAAAGCUGAGCUGCUGGAGAAAGCGGCGAGAUGCAUUGGGAAUUUUGUUCUGUCUCCAAAGAUCAACCUCAAAUAUCUUGGUUUGAAAGCCUUGACGUACGUCGUCCAGCAUGAUGCUAAACUGGCCCUGCAGCAUCAGAUGACCAUUAUUGAGUGUUUGGACCACUCCGAUUUCACUAUUAAGAGAGAGACUCUUGAAUUGUUGUUCAGGAUCACAAACGCUCAGAAUGUGACCGUGAUCGUGGAGAAGAUGCUGGACUUCCUGCGCAGCUGCAACGACGAGCACACCGUCAUCCAUCUGGUUGGAAAAGUUGCAGAGCUCGCUGAAAAGUUUGCUCCAGAUAACUCGUGGUUCAUUCAGACGAUGAAUGAUGUUUUUUCCAUCGGUGGAGAUUUGCUGCAACAGGACGUCCCAAACAACUUCCUGCGACUGCUGGCAGAGGGCUCAGAGUCGAAAGAGGAAGAUGAUGAGUUACGGCUGUAUGCUGUCGACUCGUAUCUGACUGUGCUGAAGGGAGACACUUCUCAUCUGCCCCAGCGCUUCCUUCAGGUCAUGAGCUGGGUUCUUGGGGAAUACUCUGACCUCCAAGAGUGUGUGGACCAGCGUGAGGUCAUCCGACUCCUGACGAAGCUGCUGGAUCAGAGAAGCGUGACCUCAGAGACGCGGGUCUGGAUACUUUCUGCCCUGACCAAGAUCUCAGAGGGCCAGACAGACCUGAUUCUGGACCUGUCCGAGAGCCUUUCGUCCUCCCAGGACACGGUGCUCCGUCAGCAGGCCCAGGAGCUGCGUCACCUCAGCCGGGACUCACAGCUCCAUGAGUGGGCAUUGCCCCGUGGAGCGCCCUGGGACAGCAUGGAGGUCGACUCUUCUCUGUCAUUUCUGGAUGGGUUCGUGUCGGAGGCUUUGGCUGCAGGAGCUGCACCGUAUAAACCUCCACAUCAGAGACAGGAAGAGCUUUGUGAGGAGAGAGCAUUGAAUCUGGAGCCGUACAGUUUUUCUCUUCCUGUAAGUUUAUCAUCAUGUAGCAUCACAGACAGACAGUCUCCCACAAUGCUGUCCGUCAGUUCAGGAAUUUCGGGCAACAGCACUGAACUCUCUCAGAAAGCAGGUUCCAGCACUGUGAUUCUUGAGGGUGUGAAGAGAGUUUGGGGGAAAGAUGGGUAUCUUCCACAAAAAGAAACAGCAGCAACAGCACCUCCAGUGGACGAACCCAGAGUUGCAGUUCAGUCCUCCGGCCAGCAGGAGGCAGCAGAGCGAACAGAGCCUCAGCCAGAGCCGCCGACGCAAAACCAGGACAAACAGCAGCUGGCUUCCUCUUUGUUUGUUGGUUUGGGAGCCCAGAGCUCCAUAUCUCUGCUGGGAAAAUCCGAAGCCCCGCCCCCUCGCUUUCGAAAAAAGCCCCGCCCACAUGAGUCAUCAUCAUCAUCAGGCACCAGCGAGAGAUCCUCCGUCUCCUCCUCCCGCUCCUCACAUAGCACGACUGACAGCUUCCUGUACGGCAUUUUGCUGGAGGAGGAGCCGGCCACGUCCAUAUCCGGUGUUGACCACACCCCCAAAUCCACCACAGCCAAUGGGCUGGGUCAAAACAAACGCACGGACGGAGACCGACGCACAAACACGUCUCAGAUUCUGGGCAGCGAUAUGGUGAUAGUGCGGCCCAACACAAUACAGGACAAAUAUCCUUCAUCCGUGUCUUCAGAUCUGACCGCGCUGUUACCCCCUGACCUCAAAGACCUACCUCACUCUGAUGUCACCAGCCUGACCUCUGACCCCAGCCUGUCUCUGGCCUCCUGCCGAGUGUUCAGAGAUGAAGCUUUGCUGCUUGUGAUCUUCAUUUGUAACUGCACAGAGACUGUAAUAAAAGAUGUCGCGGUACAGCUGACCUGUGAGGAGCUGCAGACGGCGAGUUUGAGAGGGAAUGUCGUAGACUGUCUGGAGGGCAGGAGUACGUCUGUGUGUCAUUACGCUCUGCUGAUGGACGACCCUCACACAAACGUGUCCUUUACCGGGACCGUCUCUUAUCAAACACAGCCUGGACACACAAACACACUCUCUUUCUCUGGGACACUGUCCACAGCCGACUUUAUCAGGCCUUUGGUUGUAACCACAGAGGAAUAUGGGAAACUCUGGCUGUCUCUGUCUCAUGAUGUCAAACAGAAUCUGAAACUGCUCACAGAUGCUGGAGACCCGCUCAGAACCACCCUGAACGCUCUCAAAGACGCCCUACAGCUACAUGUAGUGGACAUCAUCGGCUCAGAGGGAAUAGUAGCAUGUCGGCUGCUCAGUGGCGCCCCCUGUCUUCUGCACUGCAGAGUGAACGGCACUGCUCUGGCCAUGUGGCUGCGCUCUCCUCACCCUGCUCUCCCAGACUGCAUCCUGUACCACUGCCAGAGAGCUCUCGCUGAACAUUAACCAUCCAGAAACCCUCGGCCAGACUUCCAGGGACGCUCCGGUUGUCGUGCAAUGACUGUUUGAAAGCAAUACCUGUGUAUUGCGUGUCUUAUGCUCUGACUAAUAAUUUUAAUGAUAUAUAUAUUUUUUGUACACAGUUACUGCAUUGUGUCAUAUAGUAAAAAGUAUUUAUUGAUUUUAAACA
Molecule: messenger RNA, 3742 nt
Organism: Megalobrama amblycephala (Wuchang bream)
Lineage: Eukaryota; Metazoa; Chordata; Actinopteri; Cypriniformes; Xenocyprididae
Gene: ap4e1
Product: adaptor related protein complex 4 subunit epsilon 1
Exons: 21
Coding region: 181-3558 (1125 amino acids)
Biological process (GO): intracellular protein transport; receptor-mediated endocytosis
Cellular component (GO): membrane coat; AP-4 adaptor complex
Molecular function (GO): cargo adaptor activity
Source: RefSeq, a predicted model, not a curated record